GUCAGUAACAGAAAGGUCAUGUUUUGUAAUUCGUCCAAAAUUUUGUACUUAACGUUAGGAUUUAAAUAAUUUUUAACGCGACUUGCGAACUUGCCAGUAUCAAAAAAUCUGUGAGAGUUAUAGCUAAGACAAACAAUCUGCAAGUCUCAUUAUUAACAUGCUCCUUCUAUGGACCAAAGUAAAGACAUAUUUGGAUUAAAUUCUAAAUGCAGUAUUGAUUUCCAUGAAGUUUUGCGGUUUCCAAAUGAAAAGAGGGUAGUAGCUCGACGUCGUUGGGCAAUUUUGGCAAAAGCCUUAAAGAGCCCCACGGAAAGUCAGCCUUCCAGUCCAACCGAUGAAUUUUCUGUGCGUCGAAUUUCGUCCUUCAUGCUCUUAAAAACGCAAGAACUCACCUCAUUACCUUUAGUCACUAGAGAUAACCAAAAGCAUGACCAAAUUAAGAAAUAUACAUGGUAUAAAUAUUCGAUAUGCAUAAAUGGUAGCGAGUAUUUCAUAAACGUCGGCCAUAGAAACCGCACUUUUUCCGCAGAGGAUUUAAUGGGUUUCAACAACACGGGUAACAUUUGUAUAUGGCCAUCCGAGGAGACUUUAAGCUACUUCGUUUGCUCAAAUUUAGAAAUAUUUAAAGAAAAAAAUGUGAUAGAAUUGGGUGGAGGCAUGUCCUGCCUAGCGGGACUGUUCGCUGCCAAAUACGGCCACGCUAACAGUGUUGUAGUCACCGAUGGUAACAAGGUUUCCAUCGAUAAUGUCCAAGUCACACUCAAAUGCAACACGUUCCUUAGUGAAGUCAGAUGCAGUAUUCUCCAAUGGUCAUCUUGCGAACCCGUCGAUCAGUAUGAUGUUGUGCUCUGUGCUGAUUGCCUGUUCUUCGAUGACGCAAGAACAGAUCUAAUUAACUGUAUUUGGUGUUGUUUGGCCAGCGAUGGUACAGCGUACGUCAUGGCUCCACAAAGAGGUUCCACCUUGGAUAUGUUCAUGAAACAAUCUGAGGAAAAAGGUUUUACGUGUAAAAAGAGAUUAAAUUAUAACGAUGUUGUUUGGGAAAAACGCUUAGCACUUUUGGAUAAUUGUGAUUUUGAUGAUAAUAUUCAUUACCCUAUACUCAUAGAAGUGACCAAAAAAUAAGUGUCCUUAGUAUUUUGCAUAUUAUAUAUUUAUACCUAUCACGAUAAUUUAUGAUUAUUAUUAUAGACGACCAUAUUCCUUAUAUAUAUCUAGUCUGAUAUUUACCUUAUCUGUGAUAAUUAAUACCAAUUUCCUCUGAAUGUUAGUAAUUGUUAGAAAUCCAUACAUUUAUAUCUAUAUAAAUUAUCAAGUAAGUAUAUAAAAUGUUCUAAUAGACUAAAUACCAGCGAUAAUUUGGAAACUACCCGGAUUAUAAUGACAGAAAAUAAUAUAUGAGUUUAUGGAUAGACAAUAUUGUAAAAUUGCACAUUUAGAUUAUUACCCAAGAGGUAUGGUAAAAAAUGUUUCGCUAGAUUAUCAUGUUUUUAAGAUAUGUAUGUGCAUUCCGUUGAAUCAGUUUUUGGUUAACCUUCUUGUAUAAGUGAGACAAAUAUAUCAUUCUCAAGCGCAACAAAAGGCCGUUGAAAAAAAUAGGAAUGACUCUGGAAUAAAAAGAAAUUUUUUUUCUCUGAUUCUGGCCUAGGUUUAGAACUAGAACCUUUAGCCACGUAAUUGUAUAACUUAUCACUAACUCAGGUGUAAUAUGUAGUGUGUGUUGAGUAAGUGUCUUGUUACUUUGCAAAGUCGACGUCAUUGUCUUUGCAAAGAGACGCUAAUUGUAUCCGAACGUCUGCGGUCCCUCCGGUGAGUACCGAUCCCACAAGGACAGAAACUAUUUUCAUUUAUUAAUUUAUAAUAAAUGAAAAAUUCCUGACCCUGGCGGGAUUCGAACUCACUACCAUUCGGAACUUUCGAUCCAAAUUUUAGGAUUAAAAAAAGAAA
This is a messenger RNA of Diabrotica virgifera virgifera (western corn rootworm), 1947 nucleotides long. Its product is annotated as calmodulin-lysine N-methyltransferase. Gene Ontology annotation, cellular component: cytoplasm. The transcript is spliced from 3 exons. The record is from RefSeq and is a predicted model, not a curated record. Gene Ontology annotation, molecular function: calmodulin-lysine N-methyltransferase activity. NCBI's taxonomy places the organism in Eukaryota, Metazoa, Arthropoda, Insecta, Coleoptera, Chrysomelidae. Bases 169 to 1125 code for a protein of 318 amino acids.